GUACAUGGCUACAUGCUUAUACCGUGCCUUGUAAUCUACCCUGCCUUGUAAUCUUACCAUCUCGUUGGCGUCGCUCUGGAUUACCCUGCUACCAUCCCUGAUCUCUCUCUCUCUCUCUGCACCAGCAGCAGUCGCUGUAGCAUAAUCCAUCUCCAAUUUGCGCCGUUUGGCCAUCUUUUACUGGCUACUUGCUUUUUAACCUUCCUACGGCUUUCUCCUCUGAAAGCAAAAGACACCAACUUUCAGCUGCCUACACAACGCUCCAAGUUUUCCAUCUUGUCCUUACAGUAAAACCCCACGCUCUUUCUCACAUGCUAACAGAGUGAGGAGGCCACUCUGUUCUUCACUUUCUUCUCCACCGACUUCCUAGUCUGCGUUCGUUCUUCUCUCAUGCUUGUGAAAUGGAAAAAAAAGGAGGUUUUGUGGGGCAUAUGAAGUAAAGUUGGUAGAUUGAGGGGUUCUGCUUCCAAAAUCACACCAAUGGGGUGUAGAAAGAAGUUAGUUGGCUGUGGAGUGCACUUACUCUUGGUUCUUUGUUUGGGGUUUGGUUUGGUUGUUCUAAGUCACGAUGAGUCGUCUAUGGUGUAUAUUGUUACAUUAAAGAAAGCACCGACUCUUCAUUAUUUGUCUGACCUUAGGAGUAACCGCGAUUUUGAUCAUGUGGAGGCAGAAAGAUGGAGCAGACUACGGAACAAAGGGUCUGGUGCACAUUAUGGUUCUUACCAAAUUCAGUUUCAUGAAACUCUCUUGAGGAGGACCUUUAACGGGGAGGCCUAUCAGAAACUCUAUAGUUACCAUUACUUGAUCAAUGGUUUUGCAGUUCUUCUAUCUCCACAGCAGGCAGAAAAGCUUGCAAAUAAAAAAGAAGUUGCAAAGGUGGUGCCCGAUUUCUCCGUCAGAACUGCAACUACGCACACUCCUGCAUUUCUCGGCUUACCUGCUGGAGCUUGGGUUGUUGAAGGUGGGCCAGAUGUUGCGGGGAAGGGAGUCGUGAUUGGAUUUAUAGACACAGGGAUUGAUCCCACACACCCAAGCUUUGCUGAUGACAGUUCCAGUAAACUGUAUCCAGUUCCAUCACAUUUUUCAGGCAUUUGUGAGGUUACCAAGGAUUUCCCAUCUGGCUCUUGCAACCGAAAACUCAUUGGAGCUCGUCAUUUUGCUGCUUCUGCUAUUAGUAGGGGGAUUUUUAAUGCUACUCAAAAUCAUGCUUCACCUUUUGAUGGAGAUGGUCAUGGAACUCAUACAGCCUCCAUUGCAGCAGGGAACCAUGGAAUUCCUGUAAUUGUAGCAAGCAAUCAUUUCGGGGAUGCAAGUGGAAUGGCACCUCAUGCACAGAUUGCAGUAUACAAGGCUCUUUUCAAAAGCUUUGGUGGAUUUGCAGCAGAUGUGGUUGCUGCGAUAGAUCAGGCUGCUCAAGAUGGAGUAGAUAUAAUAAGCUUAUCAAUAACUCCAAACCGACGUCCUCCUGGGAUAGCAACUUUUUUCAAUCCGAUUGAUAUGGCGCUGCUCUCAGCUGUAAAGGGUGGCAUUUUUGUUGUCCAGGCAGCUGGAAAUACUGGACCCUCAUUCAAGAGCAUUUCAUCCUUCAGUCCAUGGAUCUUCACUGUAGGUGCUGCAGCUCAUGAUAGAACCUAUUCCAAUUCAGUUGUGCUUGGCAAUAGGGUGACCAUCCCAGGACUUGGUCUUGCACCGGGGACAGGCAAAGAUGCAAUGUUCACUCUGAUAUCAGCAAUUCAUGCGGUGAAUGAAACUGUAGAUUCAAAAGAUUUGUAUUUGGGUGAAUGCCAAGACCCCAACCAGCUGAAGAAGGAGUUGGUUGAAGGGAACAUUUUGAUUUGCAGUUAUUCGAUCCGCUUUGUGUUAGGCCUCUCCUCCAUUAAGCGGGCCUUGAACACAGCCAAGAAUCUCAAUGCAGCAGGGGUCAUUUUCUUGGUGGAUCCUUUUGUUACUGGGUAUCAAAUAAACCCAACCCCAAUGAAAAUGCCAGGAUUGAUAAUUUCUUCUCCAGAUGACUCAAAGACUUUUAUCCAAUAUUACAACAAUUCGUUGGUGAGAAAUGCAUCAUCCAACAGGAUCGUGAAAUUUGCAGGUGUUGCUAGAAUUUCUGGGGGUUUGGAACCAUCUUAUAACAACUCGGCACCAAAGGUUUUGUAUUAUUCAGCAAGAGGACCAGACCCAGAAAAUGCAUUUUUCGAUAAUGCAGAUUUUAUGAAACCUAAUUUAGUGGCUCCUGGUAGUUAUAUCUGGGCUGCAUGGAGUUCUGGAGGAACAGAUUCCAGAGAAUUUGAGGGUGAAAGGUUUGCAAUGAUCUCUGGUACAAGCAUGGCAGCACCUCACAUUGCAGGACUUGCUGCCCUCAUCAUGCAGAAGUUCCCCAGAUUUAGUCCUUCAGCUAUCGCGUCUGCACUCUCUACUACUGCCUCCCUAUUUGACAAACAAGGAGGCCCAAUAAUGGCACAACGGGCAUACAGCGAUCCAGAUUCAAGCCAGUCUCCAGCUACACCCUUUGAUAUGGGAAGUGGUUUUGUCAAUGUGACUGCUGCCUUGGACCCUGGUCUGAUCUUUGAUGCGAGUUACGAGGAUUUUUUCUCAUUCCUCUGUGGUAUUAAUGGAUCUGGCCCACUUUUGCUUAAUUACACAGGCAAGGCUUGUGGUCACAACACCCUCGCUGCAACAGACCUCAAUUUACCUUCUAUUACAGUUGCCAAACUAAACCGGUCUACAGCUGUUCAUAGAAUAUUGACAAACGUCGCUGGUGAUGAAACGUACAGGGUGAGUUGGAGUGCCCCUCUUGGAGUAUCGGUCACUAUUACUCCAACCCAAUUUUUCAUAGCAAGUGGGCAGAGACAAAUUCUGACAGUUCUUAUGAAUGCUACCAUCAACAACUCCACUGCAAGCUUUGGAAGGAUCGUGAUCCGCGGAAGUCGUGGGCAUAUAUUAAACAUCCCCAUUUCUGUGAUUUCUAAAAGCUGUGCUUAGUAGCACUCUUUGCGUGAAUAUAGCUGUAGUUUUUUCUCAUCUCCCUGAUGUGUAUUUUUCUCUGUUUGUCUGCUUUUUUUCUUCUGUCUUAGAAAUUUCUUUCGUCAGUUCUAUUGUAAAGAAUGACUCAUAAGUUUCUAACUGUAGAUGAUUUAUUUGUUGAUAA
Molecule: messenger RNA, 3145 nt
Organism: Nymphaea colorata (pocket water lily)
Lineage: Eukaryota; Viridiplantae; Streptophyta; Magnoliopsida; Nymphaeales; Nymphaeaceae
Product: subtilisin-like protease SBT2.3
Exons: 10
Coding region: 481-2979 (832 amino acids)
Biological process (GO): proteolysis
Molecular function (GO): serine-type endopeptidase activity
Source: RefSeq, a predicted model, not a curated record